AUGAAUCACCCUGGCUUUCCGCUGACCUGGAAUGGAGAGCGCCAACCUCGACUUCCGCAGUUGGGGCGUUCGGCGCAAGAAAUCCGAGAUGCCAGCCAACGAGGAGCCGCUUUCCGCAAUACAGUCGCGAUCCAGCCCGAUGCUGCAUUUCAGCUUCAGCAGUCAGCUUUCCCACCCCCCGUCCGUCAAGUACCUCAGCUCGAUCUCUUCGGCAACAAUGCGCAAGCCUCCCCCGCUCAGAGCCGCGCCUGGGAUAAUGUUUUCCAGAGUAUCCUUACUCACCCGGAUAUUGCGACCCAUCGAGACGGCGUUUGCAGCUACCUUCGCAUCCCAUCUGGGCUGUGGACCGAGCUCUACAAACCCCAGGUGUUCGAACACGUCCACCACCUGCUUACCGAUUGCCUUGCCCGAAAUUAUGGAAGGCUCCCUGAUGACCUCAGGAUCCUGAUCAACGAGCUUAGAGAUCUUCCUGAAUUCCCACAUUUGCGGGCCCACCUUGUCAACGUAAUCAUGUCGACUGUGCCGCAGCAGGAUCCCCCACAGACACCGUCGGUCUCCUCCGGACAGGAUGUAAGAGCGACGGUCAGUCACAGCGUUGGUUCAGACUUCGACAGGUCUGGGGAGACAAGUCCCAUCCUAGUGAUCUCCAGUCCUAGGACUGCACAAAGUGGUCGAACGGCAGUCACCACACCCCUUUCCGUGGGAAAUGUGCGAAGCACCCCACAGACGCCAUUUCAGAGGGCUAAAGGAAGAGCACCAAGGGGGGAAAGGUACAAAUGCCCGUACACCAACUGCAAGCAUGAGCCCUUCCGGAAUGCUGGGAACUUCAACAAUCACAUGCGCAGUUGCCAUGCCGAAUCGCCAUACCGCAAUCAACAUCCUUCCGACUUCCUAAUUCCAGACUUGUCUCCGCAGCCAAGUAUUCAAGGGGAUGCAAUGUCCUCGGCAGCCACAACCUCCAGUGGUUCACCCCUGAGCCACCGUAGACCGUCACAGGACUUUGGCAAUGGAGAGGUUGCGGACAUUGGUGACCGGAAUGCGCUCGAAAGCAUAGGAAAUAACGUAGUCUUUCAUGCCGGUCAUGUUGGACUUCAAGCUGGUGUGGCGCGAGGCGGUCUGAACCAUGCUGAUCCUCAAGAAGAGCAAGUUACCAGCGGGCUGGUGAACAGCUCGCUUCUCGAGAGCUUUACGUUCAGUCCAAGCAGCCGCCAACUCCAGCCUGACAUCAUUUGGGACGAUGCUGCCGACGACAUAAAUCGGCUGUCACCUACCGGAGCAGGGCCCGUAGGAUUUUACGACUUCCAAAUGAUGGAGAGAAGCAGGCGUAGUGACCGGACCUCGAGAUAG
Messenger RNA from Cladophialophora carrionii CBS 160.54, 1347 nucleotides. RefSeq lists its product as uncharacterized. NCBI's taxonomy places the organism in Eukaryota, Fungi, Ascomycota, Eurotiomycetes, Chaetothyriales, Herpotrichiellaceae. The transcript has a single exon. Bases 1 to 1347 code for a protein of 448 amino acids. The record is from RefSeq and is a predicted model, not a curated record.